Schistosoma turkestanicum is the source of this 1405-nucleotide messenger RNA. NCBI's taxonomy places the organism in Eukaryota, Metazoa, Platyhelminthes, Trematoda, Strigeidida, Schistosomatidae. The record is from the annotation of a GenBank genome assembly.
CGGGAUUUUGAUUAAGAUGGAGGUUUCAAAAUCUGAUAUCGAUAAACCCUUUAAACUAAAUGGACUUUUCCUUGCUCCAGAUGCUUCUCAGUAUAUACUAUCAAUUGUUCAACGUGUUGAAUCUGGAAAACGACAAAAGGUUCUUCGUAGGCUUGUAGAAACAAUACUAAAACAGAAGAUCGACAACAAUAAAAUUACAAAGGCAUUGUGUGAGGCAGCUGUCAAAGAGUGCCGAGCAGAGCACUCUACAGAUAACGCUGUUCUAUAUGUCAUUGAUGCCUUUUCGGUUCCGUACUUUCGUUUCUCUAAACCCUUAAAGAAGUUUGUUCCAUUUGUCCCUGCUGAUUCAUCCGAGAAUCGUUUGAUAUUUCCAGUGAAACCGGAUGCAAAAGCUUUUAUGUACGCGCAUCGCUAUGAGGUUAUAUAUCAGAGAAUUUUAAGACAUCAAGUAUUCUCGCAAACAGCUGCUCUGGAUGGGUCUCAUAGUACAAAUUAUCGUCUUAGACAGAUUGAAUAUUUACUUGCCUCUGGAUCAAGAAUAGAUUCAGCCGUUGUGUUAGGACUAAUUAGUCAGCUUCGUGAGGGUAAAUGGUAUGCUGAAGAUCCCUCAGGUACAGUACAACUGAAUUUACAACAAGCUAUUUUUCAUGAGGGUUUACUUCCUGAGGGAUCUAUUGCACUAAUUGAAGGUUUCUAUGAUGACAAAAUAUUAUAUGUCACUGGGAUUGGUCUUCCACCUUGCGAAUCAUCAGAAGUUUCACGUCGUGCAUUUUCUGUAAGUAAUCCAUUUGGUGGUUGUGGUACUCCUGAUGCGCCUGCAGCACCUUUAGAUACAAAAAUGCAUAAACUGCUGACAACUACUCAGAAUGAAAAAAUAUUGUAUUCAGAUUUACAUUCAACUAUAAAAUUUAUUUACUUCAAUAUUUUAUUUGCUAUAUUGGAUAGACAACAAAUUCGAAAAUUAACUUAUCAAUUAUUACAAGCUGUGAAUUUCUGUCAUGCACAUAAUUGUAUUCAUCGUGAUGUUAAACCAGAGAAUAUACUGAUUACAAAAUCUGGUCAAUUAAAAUUAUGUGAUUUUGGUUUUGCAAGAUUAUUAACUGGACCAGGUGAUGAAUACACUGAUUAUGUGGCAACACGAUGGUACAGAGCACCGGAAUUACUGGUUGGUGAUACACAAUAUAGUACACCAGUGGAUAUAUGGGCUAUUGGAUGCGUUGUCGCUGAAAUGUUAACAGCUUUACCAUUAUGGCCAGGUCGAUCAGAUUUAGAUCAGUUACACCUUAUUACACAAACAUUAGGUGAUUUGGUACCACGUCACAGAGAAAUUUUUGAGAAAAAUUGUUUCUUUAAAGGUUAUAAACUAGUCGUUCCUGAGAAUCGUGUAAGUUUCACAGUUAUUUAG